GUGUCGUGCGAGGCUUAGUGCUCACUGGUGCUCAGACAGAAGGAAGUGACAGACUCCGUCGUUGAUAGCUGUCACUAUUUCACAUUCUCCCAGCAUGUCUGACAACCGGCGGGGUCUCGUUUAUUUGGUCACCGGAGGAUGCGGCUUUCUCGGCAGGCAUUUGCUGAGGAUUUUGCUGGAGAAGGAGGACGAACUGGCGGAGGUCCGGGUUUUUGACAAACACAUAGACUCAAGUUUACUUGGACUCGGCACAGAGCGGACAAAGGUGGUGGUCAUUCAGGGGGACAUCACUGACUACAGCAGUGUUUUGGAGGCCUCCCGGGGGGCCGAUGUCGUUAUCCACACAGCCAGCUUGGUGGACGUUUGGCACAAAAUCCCAGAGACCCUCAUUGUGUCUGUCAACGUCACAGGAACGGAGAAUGUGAUCAAUGCCUGUGUGGAGUGUGGCAUCCAGUGCCUGGUCUACACCAGCAGCAUGGAAGUGAUUGGUCCCAAUGUCAACGGAGACCACUUUAUCAGGGGCAAUGAAGACACACCUUACCAAGUGAAACACACUAUGGCCUAUCCUAGGAGCAAGGCAAAGGCAGAAAAAAUAUUGCUUGAUGCUAAUGGCACCAAGGUGAAGGGUGGAAAAUGUUUGUACACAUGUUCUCUGAGGCCAACGGGGAUCUAUGGUGAGGGGCACCAACUAAUUAAGGAUUUCUACAAGAUGGGCAUACAAAGGGGGGGCUUACUCAUCGGCGGUGUCCCAGAGGACUCUGAACAUGGACGGGUCUAUGCAGGCAAUGUGGCCUGGAUGCACGUACUUGCUGCACGAGCCCUGAGAGAGCGCCCACAGAUAGUUGGAGGUGAAGCUUACUUCUGCUACGAUGACUCUCCCUACAAGAACUACGAGGAUUUCAACAUGCAGUUCUUUAGCAAAUUUAACUUCCGACGGGUCCGCAUGCCCUCACUGGUGAUCUGGUUCCUGGCCAUGUUUAAUGACCUGCUUCGCUGGAUAAUGAGCCCCUUGUUCAACUACACACCGUUGCUGAACCGUUACACCUUGGCUGUGGCUUGUACCUCCUUCACUGUCUGCACAGACAAAGCCCUGCGCCACUUCCAGUACCGCCCUCUGUACGACUGGGACGAAUGUCAAGCCCGCACACAGAAAUGGGUUGAUACAUUCCAUCUGGAUAGCCCGAAAGAUGCCUAAUGUUACCUCAACUACUGCAACACGCAUCCGAAGCACCUACGUAGACAUGACAGACUCCAGAUAUGUGUGGAGUAACCAGCUAUUAUGUAACAAUAAAAGCAAAGAGUAUUUACAGAAUGAAAACAUUUUAUAUCAUUGUUAUAUUUGUCUAGUGUUCGAACACAAUGAAAGCAUUUGUUCAGAUGAAGUACAUACGUUAAUAGUGUUAUAUAUGAUAUAUAUAUGUGUAUAUAUAUAAUGUAAUUAUUGAAUUUCAUUUGCUUCACUUCAUUCUAAUUUGCAGUUUUUGGACAUUAAACAUUUCAAUUUAGAGAUUGUCUAACAUCGUUUUUUGUAAUUAUGUAAAUUAUGAUAAAUGUAAAACCAGUUUACUUCAUUUUUAUAUGAA
Messenger RNA from Perca flavescens (yellow perch), 1583 nucleotides. RefSeq names its product hydroxy-delta-5-steroid dehydrogenase, 3 beta- and steroid delta-isomerase (gene hsd3b7). The record is from RefSeq and is a predicted model, not a curated record. Gene Ontology annotation, biological process: steroid biosynthetic process. The transcript has 6 exons. Gene Ontology annotation, molecular function: oxidoreductase activity, acting on the CH-OH group of donors, NAD or NADP as acceptor. Lineage: Eukaryota; Metazoa; Chordata; Actinopteri; Perciformes; Percidae. The coding region runs from base 95 to 1195 and encodes 366 amino acids.